GUUUGUCGGCCCCUGAAAAGGGAGGAGGCACUGUCGAAGUCAAGACCGAGGCCGAUCCGGAACUCACUGGACUCAAUUCGGGCUCAGAACAAGGCGUCAGUCCCGCGAGCGGACCGAUGGCCUCCACCUAGAUGGAGGAGACCGAGCCCUGACAUCAACGACGGCCGAGUCGGCCUGGCGCAAGGUCCACAGGAAGGGCAGGCAGGCGGGCGUAAGCCGACCAGGGCCUUCCCUCAGGUUCCGGGCAAGGGGCCUAAGCCCCGGCCCCGCAACCAGGUUCGGCUCCGCUCUCGGGAUCCGUACCCGACCCGACCGGAAGUGGAGCAUUCACCAGGGCCAUAGUCCAGUGACUAGGCCGGGGCCGGGCCUCCCGUCGGGGCCGGACUGCAACGAGGCCCCGGGGAGGCCCCUAGCCCACCAGACCUUCCCCCAAAGCCGGCGCCUGCCGCGAAGAUGCAGCGCGCCCUACCGGGCGCCCGCCAGCACUUGGGGGCCAUCCUGGCCAGCGCCAGCGUGGUAGUGAAGGCCCUGUGCGCGACGGUGCUGUUCCUCUACUUGUUGUCCUUCGCCGUGGAUACAGGUUGCCUGGCGGUCACCCCAGGCUACCUCUUUCCUCCCAACUUCUGGAUCUGGACCUUGGCCACUCAUGGGUUAAUGGAACAGCACGUGUGGGACGUGGCCAUCAGCUUGGCUACAGUGGUGGUGGCCGGGCGUUUGUUAGAACCUCUCUGGGGGGCCUUGGAGCUGCUUAUCUUCUUCUCAGUAGUGAAUGUGUCUGUGGGGCUGCUGGGGGCCUUCGCCUAUCUCCUCACCUACAUGGCUUCCUUCAACUUGGUCUACCUGUUCACCGUCCGCAUCCAUGGCACCCUGGGCUUCCUAGGUGGUGUCCUGGUGGCGCUCAAGCAAACCAUGGGAGACUGCGUGGUGCUGCGAGUGCCCCAGGUGCGCGUUAGCGUGGUGCCCAUGCUGCUGCUGGCGCUGCUGCUGCUACUGCGGCUCGCCACACUGCUCCAGAGCCCAGCACUGGCCUCCUACGGCUUUGGGCUGCUCUCCAGUUGGAUCUAUCUUCGGUUCUACCAGCGCCACAGCCGGGGCCGAGGGGACAUGGCCGACCACUUUGCUUUUGCCACCUUCUUCCCCGAGAUCCUCCAGCCUGUGGUGGGACUGUUGGCGAACUUGGUGCAUGGCCUCCUGGUGAAAAUAAAGAUAUGCCAGAAGACAGUGAAACGCUAUGAUGUGGGUGCCCCGUCCUCCAUCACAAUCAGCCUCCCAGGCACAGACCCUCAGGAUGCAGAGCGAAGAAGGCAACUGGCCCUGAAGGCCCUCAAUGAGCGGCUGAAGAGAGUGGAGGACCAGUCUGUCUGGCCCAGUAUGGACGACGAUGAAGAGGAGGCCAGAGCCAAGGCAGACAGCCCCAUGCCAUCAGACAAGGCUCCCAUAUCCCCAGGGAAGGAGGCUGCCCCAGAAUCCAGCCUAAUCACCUUCGAGGCAAUGACCCCAAAUCUGUAACUCCAAACCACCCCGAGAGCAGCACUUCCUCUCCCAAGCCCCCCUCACCACCCUCUCAGCUAUCCCAGGGCACCAGCUGCUCUGAGGGGAGGGAAGAAGGUCUGCUGGAGGUUUCCACAGCCUUCUGCUGUUUCUCACCAACACUACCCAGGCCUCUUGCUACCUGGUUUCAACUCCAGACAACCACUAUGCCAGGCAUGGGGCCUCUAAGGCAUCAGGAAGCCCAGGCCCCAUCUGAGGGAAGACUGUGCCUCAGCAGACAGCCCCAAGCGGGUGCAAGGACAUUGGUGCCACAGUUCUUGAGCUGGCCCUCAUGCCUAAAACUGGUUGCUAAGAGCCCUGAGCCAAGGCAAAAAAAAUGCCAAAAAUAUUCUAGGGGCACAGCCAGUACAGAAGCCAGCACAGAGCUGCACAUCCCUGCCUAUCCCCAGAAAGACUGUGUUCAUGUCAGGAUUUGUUUCCUUCUGCUGUGGCCGUGGCUACUGCUGGGCUGGGACAGCCACAGCUCCCAGGUAUUUUCUACAGGACCACUUGAGUGAGCAGCCCAGCCCAGCCUCGCAGUAUCAAUAAAACAGUUCUUUGAAAUG
Messenger RNA from Orycteropus afer afer, 2096 nucleotides. It is a transcript of the gene TMEM115, whose product is annotated as transmembrane protein 115. The record is from RefSeq and is a predicted model, not a curated record. Lineage: Eukaryota; Metazoa; Chordata; Mammalia; Tubulidentata; Orycteropodidae. Gene Ontology annotation, cellular component: Golgi apparatus; membrane. Gene Ontology annotation, biological process: retrograde vesicle-mediated transport, Golgi to endoplasmic reticulum.